Molecule: messenger RNA, 2313 nt
Organism: Rangifer tarandus platyrhynchus (Svalbard reindeer)
Lineage: Eukaryota; Metazoa; Chordata; Mammalia; Artiodactyla; Cervidae
Source: the annotation of a GenBank genome assembly
AUGAGCGCGAACCGGGCUGCGGAGAGCAACCUUCUGGCUUUGAACCAACAGAAAGAACUAGAGGAUUUGCCAAAAGACUACCCCUUGAGCACCAGUGAAGAUGAAGGGGACAAUGAUGGAGAAAGAAAGCAUCAGAAGCUUCUGGAAUCAAUCAGUUCACUUAAUGGAAAGGAUAGGCAGAAAUUGGCUGAGAGGUCUGAGGCUAGUCUGAAGGUGUCGGAGUUCAGUGUAAGUUCUGAAGGGUCAGGAGGAAAGCUGGUCGUUUCAGAUCUGCUUGAGCCUGUUAAAACUUCAUCUUCAUUGGCUGCUGUGAAAAAGCAGUUGAAUCGAGUGAAAUCGAAGAAGACUGUGGAGUUACCACUUCACAGAGAAGAGAUUGAGCGGAUCCACAGAGAAGUGGCAUUCAAUAAAAGCUCCCAAAUCCUCUCCAAAUGGGAUCCUGUCGUUCUGAAGAACCGGCAAGCAGAGCAGCUGGUUUUUCCCCUGAGCAAGCCCCAGUCAGCCUUUGCUCCCAUCGAACAUGUGGUCAGUGGCUGGAAGGUUAGAACUCCCCUGGAGCAGGAGAUUUUUAAUCUUCUCCAUAAGAACAAGCAGCCUGUGACAGACCCUUUACUGACUCCCGUGGAAAAGGCCUCUCUCAAAGCUAUGAGCCUGGAAGAGGUAAAGAUGCGCCGAGCAGAGCUUCAAAGGGCCCGGGCCCUGCAGUCCUACUAUGAGGCCAGGGCUCGAAGAGAGAAGAGAAUCAAAAGCAAAAAGUAUCACAGAAUUCUGAAGAAAGGAAAGGCCAAGCAAGCCUUAAAAGAUUUUGAGAAGCUGCAGAAGGUCAAUCCUGCUGCAGCACUGGAAGAACUAAAAAAACUUGACAAAGCCAGAAUGAUGGAGCGAAUGAGCCUUAAGCACCAGAACAGUGGGAAAUGGGCAAAAUCAAAGGCAAUUAUGGCCAAAUAUGACCUGGAGGCUCGCCAGGCUAUGCAGGAACAGCUGGCCAGGAACAAAGAGCUGACGCAGAAGGUCCGGGCGGCCUCUGAGAGUGAGGAAGAGGAGGAAGGCCAGGAGGAAGAGGAAGAACCUCUUGUCCCUGACAUGGUGAAUGGGGUGCAGAUAAAGGCAAAUGGACUGAACCCCUGGAUGUUGCGGAAUCACUUCAGUGAUGCCAAAGAGGCUGAGGUCCAGAAAGACCUGGAAGAUCCUGCUGAGCCUGAAGCCCAGGAGACUUCUGAAAGUGAGGAAGAAAGAGCAGUGGUGGAAGAAGAAACUCUCUUGAAAGAAUUUGAGGAACGGCGAUCACUUAGACAGAAGUCUGAGCUCAACCACAUGGCAGAGCCAGUGCACAGGCGUGUAAGAAAGGAUCCGAGCAGCCAGGAGGUACUGUCCGAAUUGAGGGCACUGUCUCAGAAGCUCAUCACGGAGAACCAUCAGUCAGGGAAGCAAGAACUGAGUUCAGCGAGGACAGCUCAGAGAGAGGAACCUGCCAGGGAGGAAGAGGAGCCCAUGUUGCUACAGAGGCCAGAGAGAGCUCAGACUCUGGAUGAGCUGGAGGGGCUGGGCAGAGAAGGGUGUGUUGCAAACAAGGAGCUUCCCAGAACUGCAGUGGAAGGGCUGCAGUUGGAGAAGAAUCUAAGUAAUCAUAUUGGCGCCCCCAAGGAGAAGAAAAGGAAGGAACAAAUGAUUGAUCUCCAGAACCUCCUAACCACAAAAUCGCCUUCCGUGAAGUCCUUGGCAGUUCCUACGACUGUACAGGAGUUGGAAGAUGAAGGAGAGAGAGAUCAAAGGCAGAUGAUAAAGGAAGCUUUUGCUGGGGAUGAUGUCAUCAGAGACUUCUUGAAAGAGAAGAGGGAAGCUGUGGAGGCGAGUAAGCCAAAGGACCUGGACCUGACUCUGCCUGGCUGGGGCGAGUGGGGUGGUAUGGGCCUGAAGCCCAGUGCCAAGAAGAGACGCCGGUUUCUCAUUAAAGCCCCUGAGAGUCCUCCAAGGAAAGACAAGAAUUUGCCAAAUGUGAUUAUCAAUGAGAAGCGGAACAUCCAUGCAGCAGCUCAUCAGGUGCAGGUGCUUCCGCAUCCAUUCACACACCAUCAACAAUUUGAAAGGACCAUCCAGACCCCCAUAGGAUCUACAUGGAACACCCAGAGGGCCUUCCAAAAGCUGACCAUGCCCAAGGUUGUCACCAAGCCAGGCCAUAUCAUUAAGCCUAUCAAAGCAGAGGAUGUGGGCUACCGAUCUUCCUCAAGGUCGGACCUCUCUGUCGUACAGAGGAACCCAAAACGACUCUCCAUACGUCACAAAAAACAUCUGGAGAAUAACUGUGUGGAUUGA